UUCACUCACUAUUAUAUUCACUUUGUUUCAACUUUUCUCCACAUCUCUCUCUCCUUAUCCCUGCACUGCAAGUCCCUGCAUAUACAUCUCAUUCUCAACCAACCCUAAUCUCUCAGCUCAGCUCCCCCAUACCUCUGUUUCUCCCACUUCCUAUUUCUCUGUGUCUCUCUUUCAAUAUAUAGAAGAGCCUGGGUAGCCAGCCAUGGAUAUUGACAUGCUUAAAUCAUCAUCAGCUGGUCAUGAUCUCCAUCAUCCUCAUCACCACAUGGACAUGAUGACAAUGAUGAUGCAGCAGAGUCCUGAGUUCUACCAUAACACUCCUCCCACAUUUUCUGAGAUAGAUUUCACUUGGGGAUCAUCAAUUACCCCCAACAACAUUGGAACCAUAGUACCACAACCCAUGUUCCAUAACCCAACUUCACCCUCACAAUCACAGCCCACAUUGCUAAAUCCAAACCCUUCAUCCUCUUCGGUCUCAUUCCUUAGCGGUGCUAAUCCAAUCCAUUCCAAUCCAAUCAAACAGGCAGCGGCUGCUGCUGGUGCACUGUCAAUUCCCGGUACUAAUUCAUAUGAAAAGCGAAGCUCAAUGGCUGCAAUGAGGGAGAUGAUCUUUAGGAUUGCGGCAAUGCAGCCGAUUCAGAUAGACCCCGAAGCAGUGAAGCCGCCGAAGAGGAGGAAUGUGAAGAUUUCGAAAGAUCCACAGAGCGUGGCAGCGAGGCAUAGGAGGGAGAGGAUCAGCGAGAGGAUUAGGAUCCUGCAGAGGCUUGUUCCGGGUGGGACUAAAAUGGAUACGGCUUCGAUGCUAGACGAGGCUAUACAUUAUGUGAAGUUCUUGAAGAAGCAGGUGCAGACUUUAGAAAGAGCUGGAGCUGAUAGACCAGUUGGUGUUGGUUUCAUAGGGCCUCAGUUGGGGAAUGUGAAUUACUCAGCUGGGUCUAUGCAAAUGCUUAGAUGA
Molecule: messenger RNA, 955 nt
Organism: Rosa chinensis
Lineage: Eukaryota; Viridiplantae; Streptophyta; Magnoliopsida; Rosales; Rosaceae
Product: transcription factor HEC2
Exons: 1
Coding region: 203-955 (250 amino acids)
Biological process (GO): regulation of DNA-templated transcription
Molecular function (GO): DNA-binding transcription factor activity; protein dimerization activity
Source: RefSeq, a predicted model, not a curated record